AUAUUAAAAGGGCAGUGAAGGCGUGGCUUGUAUUUUUGGUUCCUCAGCCGUGAAGCGCAUGAAGGUAGCGAGCCAGCGCCUCUAUGGUUGUGUAGUUGGUGGUGUUGUUGUUUGAUUUUGGUGUUAGGAAUAAAUAAGGUGUUAUUGUUGUUGAAACCCUAAUCAUGGCGCAUAGGUUGCUCCGAGACCACGAAGCCGACGGUUGGGAGCGCUCCGAUUUCCCCAUCAUCUGCGAAUCCUGCCUCGGCGACAGCCCCUACGUUCGAAUGACAAGAGCAGAGUAUGACAAGGAGUGCAAAAUUUGUACAAGGCCUUUCACUGUUUUUAGAUGGAGACCUGGUCGAGAUGCAAGAUAUAAGAAAACUGAGAUCUGCCAGACAUGUAGUAAAUUGAAAAAUGUCUGUCAAGUGUGCCUUCUGGAUCUUGAAUAUGGACUACCAGUUCAAGUUCGGGACACGGCUCUUAGUAUCGAUUCCAAUGAUGCCAUUCCAAAGAGUGAUGGCAGUGAAGGCGUGGCUUGUAUUUUUGGUUCCUCAGCCGUGAAGCGCAUGAAGGUAGCGAGCCAGCGCCUCUAUGGUUGUGUAGUUGGUGGUGUUGUUGUUUGA
Molecule: messenger RNA, 605 nt
Organism: Cajanus cajan (pigeon pea)
Lineage: Eukaryota; Viridiplantae; Streptophyta; Magnoliopsida; Fabales; Fabaceae
Source: RefSeq, a predicted model, not a curated record